AUACAUUCUAACUUGCUCUCAUACAAACGCUACAGGUUGCAGCUGCUCAAUAAAAAUUCUUUCACUGCCUUCGUAAAACUUCUUUCACGAAAAGGGCUCUUUGUCUGAACAAAGACGCAAAAGAUUUUCCUUGCUUGCGGAUAUUUAGAUUCUUAAAUACUGAAAGGGAUCAUCAGAGUAGAGAGAAAAUUUAUUUUCAUCCAUUAUUUGUCGAAAAAUCUUCACUUACUUUCGGCGUCCUUCACGCAAAACGUUCAAAGAAUAAAGUUUUAGAAUUUCACGAGAAUGCUUUCUCCCUCGGAAAUGUGUGCAGAUGACGCUACUAUGUACUACCAUUGUGAAUAAUCACAGCCAAUAGGAGGACGCGUUGCAUCGAAUUCAAUAGCUACCAAUUCUUAAGGAACGUUUUGAUUGGACGUUCCUAAUUUUCCCGAAUAACAUCGAGCCACCCGCCAUAACGAACGUAGCGUGUAUAUACAGUGUACACGAGACGGUUGCAUGCACAGCAACUUAUGGUGACAAUUUUUAGUCAUGGAAGUUGCACAAAAGUUGCAUUUUGACGCAUGCGACAUUCAGGACGAGGAGCUGAAUAUCAGCUGUCGUACGAACAGCUCCGGUUGUGAUGUUGACGAUAUUUUAGAUUCUUCGGCGGAAGAUCUUGGAUGUUCACCCCCGCUUCAACCAAGAAAAUUAUCCUUUAGCAAUACAAUGGACUGUAGUGACAGUGAAAAUAAUCAAUCUGUGUUAAUUAAUAAUAACAAAACACCGAUUAGUAACGUGACAGGUGCUUCAAGAAUAAGAAUUCCUCCUCGUGAGAAUGUUUGUUCACAAAAAAUGUCAAUGGCAUGUAGUCCACCAUACAAACGCGUUAGAGCUUUACGUCUCUUUGACUCGCCUGCUACUCCAAAGACUCUAAUGGAGAAGAGCGCGAUGCAUACUCCAUUCCCUACUAAGUGUACUAGACUAUUUUCAUUAGACAAACCAAGAGCAUGUAGCUAUCAAACAAAAUCGGAUAAACCAGCUGCCAAUGUAAAUCCUUUUACACCAAAUGGAAUGUUGUUAACUGCAAGAAAACGUACUAGGUCUAAACGUAGUCUUAAUGGCUCUCCUGAUAUUCAAAUUCCGAAAUUCGAUCUCGCUGAUUCUGAGGAGUCAGAUAACGAAGAAGUAGAACAAGCAACAAAACGUGUAGCAUUGCAAGACUCUAACAUUCCUAGAUAUCACCAAGAAUUUCAUGAACUGGGAUUGAUUGGUACAGGCGAAUUUGGUUCAGUUUAUAAGUGUAUUAAUCGAUUGGAUGGAUGCAUUUAUGCCAUUAAAAAAAGUAUUAAACCAGUGGCUGGAAGUAUUAAUGAAAAGAAUGCUUUAAACGAAGUAUAUGCUCAUGCUGUUCUUGGUAAACAUCAGCAUGUCGUACGGUACUAUUCGGCUUGGGCAGAAGAUAAUCACAUGAUUAUUCAGAAUGAAUAUUGUAACGGUGGUAGCCUAGCAGAUGCAAUCGUGAAUUUAGAAAAAGAAAACAAAAAAUUUACUGAAGCGGAGAUACGGCAACUGUUGUUACAUGUUGCUGAAGGUUUAAGAUACAUUCACAGUAUGCAAUUAGUACAUAUGGAUAUAAAGCCUGGAAAUAUUUUUAUCUCGAAGGAAAAAAGGUUACUAGCAGUCAAUUACGAUUCAGCAGAUGAUGGCUUUGACGAGGAAGAAACUAUAGAAGAAGAAAUCACUUAUAAAAUAGGUGAUUUAGGUCAUGUUACAUCUGUUAAUAACCCUCAAGUUGAAGAAGGAGAUUGUAGAUAUUUACCGACCGAGAUUUUACGUGAAGACUUCAGUCACUUAUCGAAAGCUGAUAUUUUUGCAUUGGGAUUAACUGUUUACGAAGCAGGCGGUGGAGGUCCAUUACCCAAAAAUGGACCCGAGUGGCAUGACAUUAGGAAUGGAAAUUUAAAAGAAUUACCGCACUAUAGUCGUGACGUUAAUGAAUUACUUAAAUUGAUGGUUCAUCCAAACCCUGAAAUGAGACCUUCAGCGGUAUGUCUUAUUCAGCAUAGAGUACUAUGUCCAUUUGGGAAUAAAACGAAAGCUCAACUUCGACGAGAACUAAAUGCGGAAAAGCUGAAAAACGAAAUUUUAUCAAAACAAUUACAGGAAGCCGCUAAAUGCCUAAAAACUAUUGCUCCAAACGUAGCGGCAAUUAAUAACAAUAUGAACGCUGGAGGAUAUAAAUUAAGGCCUACGCCAACUAGAACUUCAUCUCGAGUAGUGGGUAAAAAGGUCAACCGAAGCAAUAGCACUACAAAUUUUUGAAUGUUCUGUGUUAUGUUUAUGUUGGACUAAAGGAGAAAGGUAAAGGUGCUUAAGGAAAAAUAUCUUUUUUAAGUGCCUUGACAUUGUGAUAUGAAUUAACUGUAGUUGUUAAGUGAAAAUGCGAUCACUAUUUGAUAAUAUGAGAAUAAUAAAAUGCUACACAGAGUGAAAUUGUAUAGGAGUUACGAGUAAACUCUUGCAGCGAUGAAGAUAUUACAUUAAUAAAAGUAAGUUACGAUUUACAAACGAAAAUUAUAAGCAGGUAAUUUUCCAUUUCGGUAUAUUACAUUUCAUCGUUAGUUAAAUUUUUAGAUGGGUAAUACAGUAAUUUGAUGCUGUUUAUCUGUGUAUAUGUUUAAUAUUUCGUAUGCAAGAUGAAAAGUAGAUAUAAGGUUUUGAAAACGUAAUAAUUAUUGCCAAUAUUCAUCAUUAGUCUAUUAUGUUGUACAAGAUAUAUAACAUGUGGAAAUCUGUUUCAUUAACUAAAGUAACAAUAUUAUUGCAUAUUUCAUCAUGUUUUACUGUUCUUCGUACAAGUUUUUACUUAUGUACUUUUGUACAAUUAUAGUAUACACUCGUUUUAAAGCAUUACCAUUUUUUUAAAUUAAACUAACCAGUAUUAUAAAUAGAAAUGUUUGAAGAAAGGAAAUCUUUGUAGCAUCAGUUACUAGUUAACGUUUUUACAUUCAUUUUUUCAUUUUGGUUUGAGAUAAUUGGGGAGUACUAACAAUAGACUGUAACAAAUUGUUACAAAUACAUUAUAUUUUUAUAUAUAGAUAUUUACGUGUAAUGGUUUAAUGUUAUGUCUUGUCUAAUGUUGUAUAAUCAAUACUAAUGUCUGUAUUAUCCAUCAUUUGUUGCUAUCAAGUACUUGUCAAAUGUUCAAAUAAUUAUUUUUCUUUAUUUAUUGCACUUUUCAUACUCAGACAAAAGACUGCUACUUUAAACAUAUCAUAAUGAUUCAUUUUUAUAUUUUUUCACAACCUUAAAUUCAAUAUAUUUUAAGGAUAUAUACAAGUAUCUUUUAAAAUAAUAAUAAUAAUAAAAUCGAUAUUAUUUACUGCCUGUAUACAUUACAUGUUCUUGCUAGUACAAUAAGAUUUUUUUUUUUUUUUUUUUUUAAAUAGAGCUCGUGGUUGCCAUUAUAGAACUUCAUCUAAGCAUAAUUCCCAGCCUUAAACAUUACGAUUUUACUCUGUGUAUGAUUUAUAUAAGGAACUAACUCUUAAAAUCACAAGUGUUUCAAGAGGGAACCUUUGAACGUAAAAUGUUUUGAGUUUAAAUUAUUUUUGUAGUAUUUUUUAUAGUCCUAUUGUCUUUAGCAUGCUCUAAAAUUCGUAUUAUACUAUGUUUCCUUGUGUUUUUAUUAUAUUAUAUUGGAUAGAUACUGAUGUAUAAUAAUCCGCGUUUCUAGCAUAGGUGGUAUUACUGAUUAGGUUUUUCUUAUUUUAUUUACUAAUAUAAAAAUUCUCAAAAAAAUAUUUCCAUUUCAUUAUCGAAUACGUAUUUAAUUUAAAGAUAUUACAAAUCUUUCUAUGUUGGACAGAUUGACCUAUCGAUUCUUUUUAUUUCACUUUUUUCUUGUAACAUGUUGUGUUUCUUGAUCAAGAAUAACAACGAAUAAUUGCUUAUUAUGAUGUGUAUUCAGUUGUAUCAUACCAAAUGCAUACAAUGAAUAUCUCUGUCCCAUAAAAUCAUCGAUUAGAUGUCUUAUGUACAAUUAUUUGGCUUUUAGCUAAUAAAAAAAUCAGUCUUUGUACCUUGAUUUAAUAAUCUCGUGUCACUGAGCAUGCUAAUUUGUGAUUCUUUUAUAUUUGCGUUACUGCAGCAUUUCGAUGUUUAUAUUUAUAUAAAAAGAUAUAGCAUAUCUAAUGCAAUGCAUUACUGUUUACAAAAACUGAAAAAGAGAUCUGUACAGCAUUUUACUAAUAUCAUGAGUUGUUUAUUGUAGUUUGCGGUACAAACUACCUGUAUCUUUUAUUUACCAUACAAAUUUGUUCCUUAAACUAUGGUCCAUUAAAUAUUUUCUUUUAUGUUAUCACAAUGUUGAAAGGUGAUACUAUUAAAUACUAAUUCUUUUGAAUGUAACCUCGUUUACAAACCAAUGUUAUGUAUUUAGUCAUAGGCCAUGCUGUGUAUAAAAUUUACAAAGUUUUGUAAGA
Messenger RNA from Osmia lignaria (orchard mason bee), 4466 nucleotides. RefSeq names its product wee1-like protein kinase. The record is from RefSeq and is a predicted model, not a curated record. Gene Ontology annotation, biological process: mitotic cell cycle; protein phosphorylation. Lineage: Eukaryota; Metazoa; Arthropoda; Insecta; Hymenoptera; Megachilidae. Gene Ontology annotation, molecular function: non-membrane spanning protein tyrosine kinase activity; magnesium ion binding; ATP binding. Gene Ontology annotation, cellular component: nucleus; cytoplasm.